Molecule: messenger RNA, 6370 nt
Organism: Electrophorus electricus (electric eel)
Lineage: Eukaryota; Metazoa; Chordata; Actinopteri; Gymnotiformes; Gymnotidae
Gene: tut4
Product: terminal uridylyl transferase 4
Molecular function (GO): RNA uridylyltransferase activity; nucleic acid binding; zinc ion binding
Source: RefSeq, a predicted model, not a curated record
AUGGCGGCCGUGGUUGCUGUUUUGAGGGCCUUGGAUGAGGAAAACAAAACCACGACAGGACCGCGGGCCGCGGCGCACUGACGGCGAGGGGAAACCCGUGUGAGAACGCGUCUGUACGCGCUGCGGACUGCGGACUGCGGACUGCGGCAGAUUCAGAGAAUCUCCGUUUGGGCUGGAUUGUCCUGCUUCGUCUGCUACAGUGCAGAGCUUUUGGUCUUUUUUUCCUUUUUGCUUUUUUGUUGUUUUUAGUUUAACUCAGGCAGCAGCACCAGUAUGGAGGAAACACGCAGCCCUCUGAAGUCAGCCAAGCAAGCUCGCUCAGCUGCACCAAACGCUUCGUCCAAAUCGCAGAAGGACACCUCCUCUCAGAGGGACGCUGGCAAGACCCCUGGCCGCACCAAGGACAGGGUGUCGCGGGCGAGGGGGGACGGCCAGGGCGUCCACACCGGCAGCCCUCAGGACCAGGGCAGGGCUAGGUCCCGCAGGCUGACGGGCAGGACCAGCUCUGGGGAGCGGGACAAAGGGAAGAGUCGGGCCCAGCAGGACGGCAAGGCGGCAGGCCGCAGCGGAGCGCCGCGGGGCCUGGCGGCCAAUCAGGAACCUCGCAGCGGAGCGCUGCGGGGCCUGGAGGCCAAUCAGGAGCCUCCCAGUGCUGCGGAGGAGAGCCGUGCUCGCAACAAGCUCGCCAGGCUCACGGCAGUGAAGGACAAACAUCCCGGCGAGGGGUCAGAGAGACGCCCUGGAGGCGAGCCGGUUCCCGAUGUGGCGGCGGGUUUAGUGGAGGAGGGGAUUCUGACCUCUGACCAGCAGCUGGGUCUGAAACAGGCCGAGGAGAGACUGCAGAGAGACUACAUACACAGACUGGCUAAGCCGUCCCCUGACUACCCUCAUUUCCAGUAUCUAUGCAAACUGUGCUCUGUUCACGUGGACAACAUCCAGAGUGCUCACAAACACAUCAAAGAGAAACGGCACAAGAAGAACAUAACGGAGAAGCAGGAAGAGAAUGAGCUGCGUGCCUUGGCCCCUCCCUCUCCUGCCCACCUGGGGGCGGUAGAGUCUGCCGUGAGGGAGGCAACGCAGCAGCACGGGAUCUCUGAGGAAGACUUCCAGGAGAGACAGACGGUCCUUCAUCGCAUGGAGGCCAUCAUUCAGAGACAUCUGCCUAGCUGUUCCUUGCGUCUGUAUGGUUCCUGUCUCACACGCUUUGCCUUCAAGACCAGUGACAUCAACAUCGAUGUCGUGUACCCUGCCAGUAUGACGCAACCUGACGUGCUCAUCCAGGUCCUGGACAUCCUGAAGAAAAGCGCUGAGUUCACUGACGUGGAGUCGGACUUCCAUGCCAAGGUUCCUGUUGUUUUUUGCCGUGAUGUAGCCAGUGGUUUACUGUGUAAAGUAAGUGCAGGUAAUGAUGUCGCGUGCCUCACCACCAACCACUUGGCAGCACUAGGCAGGCUGGAGCCCAGACUGAUCCCUCUGGUGCUGGCGUUCCGCUACUGGGCCAAGCUGUGUCAUGUCGACUGCCAGGCGGAGGGUGGCAUUCCCUCCUAUUCUCUCUCUCUGAUGGUCGUCUUCUUCCUGCAGCAGAGGAAGCCGCCUGUUCUGCCUGUGUACCUGGGUUACUGGAUCGAGGGCUUCGAUGUGAAGCAUGUAGAUGAGUUCCACCUGCGUGGCGUGAGGGGCGGGGCCUGCGUUGCCUGGGAACAGAGACCCGGCAGUGGAGGAGAUGGGCGCGCCGAAGCCAAGAACAAGGGUGAUGGCCAACGAGCCAACCAGCAGAGAGAGCCCACGCUGCAGGGCAAGUCUCGUCUGGUCCUGGCAGAGGAGGCGGGGGCAUCCGUGGGGCAGCUGUGGUUGGAGUUGUUCCGCUUCUACACACUGGAGUUUGCCAUGGAGGAUUACAUCAUCAGCAUCCGUGUGAAGGAGCUGCUGCCUAGAGACGUCAAGAACUGGCCACGCCGUCGCCUCGCUAUCGAGGACCCCUUUGCUCUGAAGAGGAACGUGGCCCGUAGCCUCAACAGUCAGAUGGUGUUCGAGUACCUGCAGGAGCGUCUACGCUCUGCCUACCGCUACUUCGCCUGCCCUCAGAGCCGCCACACCCCAGGACACGUCCCCGAGAGGGAGGAGCAGGAUGCCGGCAGCAGCUCGGACGAGGAUGAGGAGGAUGAGGAUGACGGCGACGACGACGAGGACGACGGCGAGGGACAGCGAGCACAGGGAGAAGAGCGGCUCGUGAGCGCUGGAUUAGCCAGGCUUCUCGUGAGUGAUGUGGAGGCGGGGACAGUGGGGGGAGGCGGGGACACGGCCCGGCACACCUCCCCCCCAAACAGCGUGCUCCUGGACCAUGAGGAAGAGGGCCGGAAGGUUCUGGAACAGCACAGCAUCGCGCCAGAGGACCUGCACUACAUCUUUGAUAGGAUGAUCUUCACGGGGGGAAAGCCCCCAACAGUGGUGUGCAGUAUCUGUAAGCGGGACGGCCACCUGAAGGACGACUGCCCUGAGGACUUUAAGAAGAUGGAACUGGCGCCGCUGCCACCCAUGACCGAGCGCUUCCGGGACAUCCUGGACAGCCUGUGCCACCUCUGCUACCACGAGUUGUCUCCGUCUCUGGCAGAACAGCAGAAGAGGGAGCAGAUUCUAGCCAGUCUGGAGCGCUUCAUUAGGAAGGAGUAUAAUGAUAAAGCCCAGCUGUGUCUCUUUGGCUCUUCCAAGAAUGGAUUUGGUUUCCGUGACAGUGACUUGGACAUCUGCAUGACACUGGAAGGUCAUGACACAGCAGAGAAGCUGAACUGUAAGGAGAUCAUUGAAGGCUUAGCCAAGGUUCUGAAGAAGCACACAGGCCUGAGGAACAUCCUGCCCAUCACGACUGCUAAAGUGCCUAUCGUGAAGUUUGAACACAAGCAGAGCGGCUUGGAAGGAGACAUCAGUCUAUACAACACACUGGCGCAGCACAACACGCGCAUGCUGGCCACCUACGCCUCUCUGGACCCACGGGUGCAGUACCUCGGCUACACCAUGAAGGUGUUCGCAAAGCGCUGUGACAUCGGGGACGCCUCCAGAGGGAGUCUGUCCUCUUAUGCCUAUAUCCUUAUGGUGCUUUACUUCCUGCAGCAGAGACAGCCUCCUGUCAUCCCUGUGCUCCAGGAGGUUUACGAUGGCACCGCUACGCCCCAGAGGAUGGUGGACGGCUGGAACGCUUUCUUCUUUGAUGACCUGGACGAGCUGCGCCGGCGUCUCCCUGAGUUCCAGCGUAACUCUGAGACUGUGGGGGAGCUGUGGCUGGCCCUGCUACGCUUUUACACGGAGGAGUUUGACUUCAAAGAGCACGUCAUCUCCAUCCGCCAGCGCAAACGCCUCACCACCUUCGAGAAGCAGUGGACGUCCAAAUGCAUCGCCAUCGAAGAUCCCUUUGACUUGAAUCAUAAUCUGGGUGCUGGAGUCUCCCGUAAAAUGACUAACUUUAUCAUGAAGGCAUUUAUUAACGGCAGAAAGCUCUUUGGAACACCAUUCUACCCACUGCCAGGAAUGGAAGCAGAGUACUUCUUUGACUCCAAGGUGCUGACGGAUGGUGAGUUGGCCCCUAACGAUCGCUGCUGCCGUAUCUGUGGAAAGAUCGGCCAUUACAUGAAGGACUGCCCAAAGAGGCGCAGAAUGAAGAAGAAGGAGAGUGAUAAGGAUGAAGAUGUGCGUGAGGAAGAGAGGGAGCCCAGAGAGAGGCGCUGUUUCCAGUGUGGAGACAUGGGUCAUGUCAGGAGAGACUGUCCUGAAUACAGACACCUGCGUCAGAGAGGAACCCCUGUUCAGGUUCCUCAAAUGGUACGUGCCUUGGUGAGCUCUCAGGCCAUCCCCAUUCCUCAGAGUGGUACGCCCCAGGAGCGCCUCGGCAGGACCAGACAACCUUCUGAGUGUUCUGAGACGCGUCAGACUCCACCCUACUCCCCUCAGCCUUCCCCUCUUCAGCACUCGGUGUCUCCCCAGUCGUCUCAGAGCGCCAAGCCUUCAUCCGGCUCCUCCUCCGUGGCUCCGCCCCAAUCCUCCCCUCUGCCGCAGCAGGUGCAGCUGGCCUCCUAUGGCUUUGGCUCCUCCCACGCCGCCCCGUUCCGCACGGGCCUGCCCUCCCUGGGCUUGCCGCCCGCCCUCCCCCCAGCCUCCUGGUCCAUCCGUGGGCCUCUGCUCCCUGGAGCGGGCGCCGCCGCCACGGGCCGCCCGUCUCCGCCCGUGGUGAAGUUCCCCGUGCGCAGGGGGAAGAGCAGCGUGGGCGAGGGGCGGGGCCUCAACCCUGCGCCCGUCAACCUUAACGACCCUAGCAUCAUCUUCGCCCAGCCGGCAGGGCGGGCGGGGGUCGGCGGGGUGGGCGCACCCAGGGACGGGCAGCACGUCUGGCGCAAUCAGCACCUGGACCCGGGGGCUCUGGUCGCUAACGGCACAGUGGGGAAAACAGAGGCGGGCUUCCAGCCCCCGUUUGGGAGUGUAGGUCAGAUGUCUCGCUCCUGGGAGUCUGGUGGCUCCACCUCCUUCCCCAUCUCCCCGUCCUGGUCGUACCACGUGCCCCAGCCUUUCCUGCAGCAACCCGGCAAGCCCUUCCUCUCACAAGGUGCAAACCAACCUUUCCCUCUGCUUCCGGCUGGCCACAUCAAUCUCAGCUACAUCCAACAGAAGAAAUGAGUUCCGACACUUUGUUUCCAACCAACGGCCAAGGUCCUUAUUUCAAAAAAGAAACCGGUAGAAGAGCAAAUCUGUCUAACUGCGUCAUUUGGUCACAAGACUUUUUAAAAUGAAUUUUAUCAUUUUUGUACAGUUUUUACAUUUUUUUUUUUCUUUUUUUUUUUUGUCUCAUCACAUUGAUUUGUGAUAAGAAAUGUCAAAUAUUUUAAUGCCCCCGUUUUUGGAGGGGUCCAGGAAAAGUGGUUUUUAUUUGUUGUGUAAAGUAAGGAUUUAAAGCAAUCCUCUUUAUUUUUAUUGGUGUGUUCAUAUUUUGCUUGCAUAAGGACAAAGGCUUUGGAUAAGAAUUUGUUUUAAAAGAAGCAGCGGAUUGCGGCGUAAGAACUGAAUUAUGUAGUGCCAAAAGAAAAACCUUUCUCUGUUCAGUAAACAACAAAAAGAGCAUAAAAACCAAGAAAAGACCAAAAAAAAGAAAAAAAUAAAUAAAGAAAAAGCAACCCAACAUUCUGAGUUGUGAGUCCUCGCAGGGGCGUGGCUGUGUGACGGGCUGCCGUCGCACGCUUGCAUGCAUGCAUGCAUGCAUACAUACCAGACAUUAGCAUGCACUUUGACGAGAAGCCAAUGUGUUCUUCGUGAAUUCUGAAACACAUUCACCUCCUGGAUGGGAAAAGGUUGUGUUGUAUGACAUCAUCUGUUCUUUCUACAAAGCGAGCAAGUUGUUAGUGUUGUAGACAGUCUGUCUGACUACAUCUGCCUCCCUGCCCCAUCAGGGGUAGGGUGUGGGGCACUUCACUACCUCCCCCUUCAUCGCACAUGGUCCCGUUAAACCUUUUGGAAGAGCACGAUGGCACCUGUCUGGACUACAGAUCCGUGGGGUGUCCGGUUUGGUUCUGCACUACAGAACUGUGCAGUACAUCAGUGGGUCAGAGGUCUAAUUACGCAGUAUAUCAGACUUGCACUUAGACAAAGGCAUGUGCCUCAUCGUUUGAAAGCAAACAAGUCUGACUUUCUAAUCUAUUGAUGUGGAAUGUUUCACACAAAAGCUAUCUUGGCAUGGUUGUGUUUUAAGUAACUGAGAGAACUGCAUGCACCAUCCAGGAACCUACACAAGGUGAGCAUCCCAUCUGAUAAUGAGACCGGCUGGUUUGAUUUUAUUUAUUAAUUUUAAAAAUCACUUGUCUGAAUCACUGACAUAAAUAUUACAUCAUUUACACCUUUUAUCCCCGUUGUAAGCGGGAGCUCAAUUUGCGGAGUCUAGCAAGGUGGGUGUGGUCAACUGGGAUUUAACCUGUAUGGCCUAAAAAGCCAAAGCACGGCAGUGGAAUUUUGAGAACCCAAAGGCAAGUUGUGUGAUUUUCAGCUGUCUAUCAAGUGACAUGACCAGUCAGACUUGCUCUUCGCCCACCUCCAGUGAUGCUGUAACACCAGCCACAGUUCACCUGGCUGCUGCACUAACUGUCAUGAGCCUUUGUCCCGCUCAAGGAGUCGCUUGGCGUCUGGGCAUAUACAUUAGGAGUCUGGACCCGAUUGUAAAUAACUCUGAAACUACAUUUAAAUCAAGUGUACACCUGGGGUUUCCCAAUUCAUUUAUAGUAUUUUACUGAUCCUUUAAUUAACCAGCUGAAUAUUAGAUUUUCAAAACUACCUGCUCACUGUCACUGUUACUUUUAUUUAAAAAAAUAAAUAAAUAAAUCAUGCAAAAUUUACUUUA